GAGCUCAGGUAAUCUGCACCUUGAACACACUCUGAGCUUCAACAAACAAACACACACACACACACACACACACACACACACACACACACACUACUGUGGAGCGGAUUAUACUGCACACACUUGGAACUCGGACAACUCAAACCUGCAAUACACUGAGCAGGAACGUGAUGGCCUCCAGUGAGCUGAGCCACAUCUUGAAUAAUGCUAACGCUAACCUGUACCCUAACGAGCAGAGUUUGUCUACUGCCAGCUUUCCUACGAUGCACCGCAGCACAUCAUUUAACGACACACACUACUGCAACAACAACAUACACAACACAGUCGGUAUGUGGCAGCAGGUGAACCCUCAGUUCUGGAGCAGGCGUAAUGUUCUUGACUGGAUUGACUUCUAUGUGGAGGAGAGUAAAUAUGAUGCCACGCUGCUGAACAUGGACCGCUGCAACAUGGACGGCUCGGUGCUGUGCUCGCUCAGCAGGGACGCCAUGAUGGCCGUCUUCGGGCCGCAGCUCGGGGAGACGCUGUACCACAGCCUGGAGAACCUCAAACACAAACAUGUUGAUGACAUCACUCUGAAUGAGACGUACGAGCUACUGAGCAACUUCCUGUUGGACCUCCCUCAAUCACCGUUUAACGACGGCCCAACACUCGACAGCGUGAUCGUCCAGAACGUUCCCCCAAGUAAUAAAGACAGUGACUUCAGCUACUACAACGAGUAUAAAACACAGCUAACACCAGGAAGUGACAAUGGCUACGAGUCGUAUUCAGAGAGUCUGCAGAGCUCCAUCACAGGAAGUUUCUUGAACCCAAGUUCUCCAGAAUCUGCUGGAAGUGAUUCAGAUCCUGAAAACACAGAGACACACUAUACUUACUCACCAAAGAGAUUCAUUAAGCAGGAGCCCGUGGAGAAGAAGAGACGAGGUCGACCUCCUAAACUGGCCCGAGGCUCCGAGCUGUUUGUAGAGAACAAAAAGAACAAACAUGCUCCCCGCGGUACACACCUGUGGGAGUUCAUUCGCGACAUUCUCAUCCACCCAGAGAAGAACCAGGGCCUGAUGAAGUGGGAGGAUCGCAGAGACGGAGUCUUUAAGUUCCUUAAGUCUGAGGCUGUGGCUCAGCUGUGGGGACAGAAGAAGAAAAACAGCAGCAUGACUUACGAGAAACUGAGCCGAGCGAUGAGGUAUUACUACAAGAGAGAAAUCCUGGAGCGAGUGGACGGCAGGAGGCUCGUGUACAAGUUCGGGAAGAACUCCAGUGGAUGGAAGUUGGAGGAGUUGGGAAUGUGAUGGGAAUGUGAUGGGAAUGUGAUGGGAAUGUGAUGGGAAUGUGGAAAAAUGUCAUGAAGGACUUUAGUGUAGAGACGCAUGGUUAGCGUUAGCUUUAGCGUGAAGGCUGUUUUUUAGCUGAACUCCCAGCUCUGAGGGAGGAGCGUGACAGAGACGCUGUAAGCCUAUACUGGCUAAAGUAGGUUUUAUGAACCGAUAAUAAUGUUGUGUUGUCAUUCAUGUUGCUUUUUAUCUUUUAAGAUUCUUCACUUUUUUUUUCUCUCCAAGUCUGUGUUUCAGUGCUGUUUUUAACGCUCAUCCGUCCACUUUCCAUCAUUAUUUCCACAAAUUAUCCAGAAGACUUUAAGAGCAGCUUAACUUUCCUUACUAAUGUCAUUAUAUAUUAUAACAAUCUGUUUCACAUUUAUUAUUGAGUUCCUGCUGACUAUUAAAUCUGUCAUGAGUACAUGAUGGAAAUCAGGAACCAUGAGGGACCUGGAGUUCCUUUACACUACAGUCCAACAGGAACACAUUACAUCCCUUUAUCUGGACUCUGUAGACACUGUGUGAUGGAGAUGAUGAGUGUGUGGAGGUUCCUCGAGGAACCGCACUGAAACUCAGACAGUGUAAAUGUGUACAUUUUAAAACAUUUUCAGGUUUUGUGCCUGCUGGAAAAUAAGUGUCAAAUGUCUAAAUGUCUUUCUAUUUUAAAAUCAACUUUUCCUUCUUGUUUAAAUGUAGAACAAACUGAAGAGAUUAAAAUUGUAAUGAAUCAUUUUACUGCCACAUGAAGUUUCAGCGGAACGCCAUCACAUCACACUGCAUAUUAUUGUGUUUGUUCUCUUUAAUACAGCUGAUAACAAAUCAAGAUGAGUGUGUGUGUGUGUGUGUGUGUGUGUGUGUGUGUUCAGGGAGAGGGAUUUUGUUCUGUUUAGAUGGUGUGUGUUGUAAUCACACACGCUGUCUCUUGUAUGAGACGUAUUUCUCAGAUUUAUAUCACAGAAACGAUACUCACUAAUGUGUAUGACAUAUUGUUCGAUUUUUAUAUCAGAAUUUUUAUAAAUAAAGAUGAAACUCUUCUGAAA
Messenger RNA from Tachysurus fulvidraco (yellow catfish), 2347 nucleotides. It is a transcript of the gene elf3, whose product is annotated as E74-like factor 3 (ets domain transcription factor, epithelial-specific). Lineage: Eukaryota; Metazoa; Chordata; Actinopteri; Siluriformes; Bagridae. The transcript is spliced from 9 exons. Gene Ontology annotation, molecular function: DNA-binding transcription factor activity, RNA polymerase II-specific; sequence-specific DNA binding. Gene Ontology annotation, biological process: cell differentiation; regulation of transcription by RNA polymerase II. Gene Ontology annotation, cellular component: nucleus. Bases 168 to 1283 code for a protein of 371 amino acids. The record is from RefSeq and is a predicted model, not a curated record.